UAUUAAUCAAUUAAUGAAGAUUGUUAACUCCAAUGAGUAAAUAAAUGAAUAUAUGAUAGUAGUAGUCAAGAGGAUUCAGAUGAUCAAUGCAAGACAAACAUCUCCACAUAUUAAGCCACAAAAUUAAAAUAAUAAGCUAAGGACAUAUAAGAGAUGCUCUUGCAAUUCUAGAGAGACUUUGAGGAUGAAGAAUGUGAUAAGUACUAUAUUUUGAGCAAGAAGUUUUUAAAUGAAUUAAAUAACAUAGAUGGUUUGAGUAGUGGAAAUAGUAUGUGUCAUAUGAUUAAGUUGUAAAUGGCUAACCACCUGAUAAGAAAUUCGGAUAAAUAAUGUUACAAAAUUAUAAUAAUGAUUUGCAAGAGACACGUAUAAAUGAAUGUUUCAAAUUUUACCCUCUUAACACUCAUCCUUGGAAUGUGUGGUUAAAACCCAAUUUAUAAGAGGGAAAAGACUACAUUUUGAUUUCAUAAUAAAUUUAGAACUUUUUGAAUCAAAAUUAUAGGGGACUUCAAAUAGUACGAAAUUCAGUUGGAUAAGGAAAGAAUAAAAAGGUUGUGGUUAAUUUGUUUAAGGUAAAAAUAUCUAUUUGAAUAUAAGUUUAAUGCCACUUUGAUUUUACCAAAUACAAUAAUGUAAAUUGCAUAAGACAAUUUAACAUAAUUUGAAAAAGAAUAUUUAUAAGUAGAUGAAUCUAGUACAACGAAAGAUCUUUAUGCAUUGAUAUAAAAAACAGUACCUACUUUUAGAGGUAAUUACAAUAGUCAGAACAGUGUUAGAAUUUGGAAAUAUAAUAAUUAAAAUGAUCCACAUAAAGCACUAUUUGCAGAAAUAAAGAAAUAAGUGCAAGAUCUUGAUUAUUUUGAUGAUCAUGUAUUUAAUUUUUCAGGAGAUCCUAUAGAGAAUUCUUCAAAUAUCGCAAUUAAAUAAUUGUAAUUAAGUGAGAAUGAUCUUAUAGUAAUAGAAGUAUUAUGUCUAAAUAAUAAAUCAGUUUUAAUAAAGCAAUAAACCAUGGUGUAUAAGACAUCCAUCUGUUCCAAUUGAAGGGAAAUGUGAAAAUUGUGGUUGUAUUUGUGUUCUCUCAUAUCCAUGUGUAUGUAAAAAGGUAGCAUAUUGUUCAGAAAAAUGUAAAAUUAAUGAUGAAGGAAUGCAUCUACCAAAAUGCGAUCCUUGUGGAUCUGAUGAUGAAUAAGUUAGAUAAAUAACUUACACUAAUCAAUCAGUUAAAGGAGUAACAGGUUUAGCUAAUUUGGGUAAUACAUGUUUCAUGAAUAGUGGAACAUAAUGUUUAUCUAAUACAUAUCAAUUAUCAGAAUAUUUCAUUACUAAUAAAUUUUUUGAUGAAAUUAAUGAGGAUAAUCCUCUUGGAACAAAAGGAUAAUUAGUUAGAAAAUAUGCUUCAUUAAUUAAAAAAUUGUGGUGUGGAGAUAAAAACAUAGUUAUUCCAACCAGCUUCAAAAAAGCAGUAGGAUAAUUUUAACCUAUGUUCAAAGGAUUCUAAUAACAUGAUUCUUCUGAACUUAUUACUUUUCUAUUAGAUGGAUUACAUGAAGAUCUAAAUAGAGUCAAAAAAAAACCAUAUGUUGAAUCCAAAGAUUAUUUGAAUAGACCAGAUUUUGAAGUAGCCAAAGAAAGUUGGGAUAAUCAUCUUGCUAGAAAUUAAUCUAUUAUUGUUGAUUUAAUGCAUGGAUAAUAUAAAUCAACACUUAAAUGUCCAACAUGUUCAUAAAUUUCUAUUACUUUUGAUCCUUUCUUAACUGUUGGAUUAAGUAUUCCAAGCAAAAAAUAAAAAUCUAUUCAUUUAAGACUUAUUAAAUCAAUUCUCUAAAUUGAAACUAAAUACAUUAAUUAUGAGGGAUCUAAAAAAACUAUGCCUCUAAUUGAAUUUACUAAAGAAUAUAUUAUUCCUGAAUUCAAAAUUGAACCUAAUUCAGAAUUUAUAUUUUAUACCUCUUAUUCCUAUGAUAUUCAAGAACUUAUUGAUCCAAAAACUGAAAUUAAUGUUGUGAGAAAGAAUUCCAAAAGAGGUUAUCUAGUAAUGAAACUAAUCUCUAAAUAAGAAAGUCAGAUUCCUUUAGAAGAUAGAAUUUACUUAAGCUAUACAUAAAAAGCCUUAUAAGGAUUAAGUUCUUAAUAUAAAAGCACUAUCUUUUAAUCCUUCUAAGUUAUCAUUUCUAAAGAAUUUACUUUAAAAUAAAUUCAUCUAGCUAUUUUUUAGGCUGUUCUUCCUAUAUUUUGUGAUGUAAUUUCUCCAAGUGAUGUAGAUACUCCUGAAAAAAUAUAAUAGUACUAUGAAGAGAAUGUUUAUGGAAAAGUAAAUAAUAAUAUAUAUUAAAUUUAGUAUUAUCAAAUACAAUAUAGAGCUCCUAAUGCUUAUUGGUAAUUAUGCAAUUUUUGCAACUAAAAAGAUUGCUAAGAUUGUCCAGCAGAAUAUUUAGAUGAAAUCUACUAAAAUUUAAAAAAUAAAUUUAGUAAAAACGAUUAGAAUUUCAAAAUUGAUUUGAUAGUAUUUUGGAAUUAGAGUCCUUUUUAAAAUGUUAAACCAGCUGAUAUCUUUUAAUAUUAUUAAAAUUAAUAAUAAAAAAAAUAGAUGGAAGGUAAUUCUAUUUAUUAUUAUUAUUAUCUAGAAGAGAGAAAUAUGAUGAAUAACGAUGAAAACAAUAAUAACUCCAAUAAAACUAGAUACACCUCAAAAAAUAAUUAUUAUACUAACAAUAAUACAAACAUUAAAGUAACACUCUAAGAAUGUCUCUAAUAAUCUGAAUAACCAGAAUAAUUGGCAUAAGACAAUGCCUGGUAUUGCAAAAUUUGUAAGGAACAUGUUCAAGCAUUUAAGAGUAUGUAGAUUUAUAAGGUUGUAUUAUCAAUUUAUAAUAAGGCAUCUGAUAUUCUAAUAUUCACCUUGAAAAGAUUUAAAGCAUCAAGUGGGUUUUUCAAAUAAAAACUUGAGACUUUUGUCGAAUUCCCUGUGAGAGGACUAAAUUUAACAGAAUUCAUUUUGAAUAAAAAUCGACCUAUAGAUUAUGAAAAAGAAUAACUAUAGAAGGAAAAAAUAGAAGAAGAAUUACCUGAAUAAAUUGAGGAUGACAAGAAAUUAAUUUAUGAUUUAUUUGCAGUAUCUAAUCAUUUUGGAGGAAUGGGAGGAGGACAUUAUACUGCUUAUGGAAAGAACCAUGUACUUUAAGUGUUUAGUCUUAGUUUAAUGGAAAAUGGUACAAUUUCGAUGACGCUCAAGUGAAUGAAUUAGAUGAAGAUUAAAUUGUUUCAAAGAGUGCAUAUGUGUUGUUUUACAAGCGAAGAUAAAAAGAUGAAAAUACAUAAGACUUUAAUACCCAAGAUUGAAAUUUAUCUAUAUGAAGUUUAAAAUAUUUUAUGUAUAAUAAAAAAAAAGUUAAAAUCUGAUUUUGAAAGAUCAGUUAUUAUAGCUAUUUUUGUGAAUAGAGGAGGAUGGAUAUAAUCACAAGAAAAGUAGAAGAUUCAACAAAUAGGAAUUUAUAUUGAGCUACUAUAUGAAAUGUCUACCUACCACUUAUAUUUUC
Messenger RNA from Paramecium sonneborni, 3536 nucleotides. NCBI's taxonomy places the organism in Eukaryota, Ciliophora, Oligohymenophorea, Peniculida, Parameciidae. The record is from the annotation of a GenBank genome assembly.